UACUCAGUAACACCAGUGUCAUUUCACUAUGGCGAAGGGGCUGUAAACAAAUGCGGUGGAAAAGCCCGUCCUCUAUGUGAAAAAUAGGUUAGAGUUGCUUUAACGAUGAUUUCGCGUUUAGUUGGAUAUGUUAACAUAGUACGGACGCAGAAAUGUGUGAAAGUGAUGCAGACAAAACGCGGACCAUCCGAGUAACAUGGACAUCAACAUCAAACCUUCACCACUAAACCUCUUCCAAAUACACCAUUUAUCCUGUUAGUCCGGAUCUGUUUUAGGUUGAAAUCAUGUUGACAGGGUCCAAAACCACCUUUAAAGUCAGACAGAUGGUACCGGACAUGAAGGAGAGGAUGAUGAGCCACAGUAGCCUUCAUGCACGGGGCAGAGAUGUGCUCGGCCUCUGCUGUUUACCAGGAGAGUGUGUGCUGCAGCGGGCCGUGCUGGUAAGGAAGAAGCUGUCGGCUAAGGAAGGAGGAGGCUGGUUGUCUGGGACUCUGUUCUGCACUCAUUUCAGAGUAGCCUUCGUGCCUCAGGACAGCCAGAAACCUGACGAUAAUGCAGAUCCCGUGCUGCUUGGAGAUCAUGACGUAGCUCUUGCCUCUAUUGAAAAAGUUGUGGCAGUGGGACCGUCUCGCACCAAACUCGUGACCCCUACCUGCUCUCUGAAGUUCACCCCGGAGGAACUGGUGUUAUACUGCCGAGACCUGCGUGUUCUCUGCUUCCUGUUCGACAGACUCACACCUGAUACUCAAGCUGUGGAGAUUACGUAUACCAUUGCUAAGACCUACCAGCCACUGAAACCUGGGACCAUCCUCUCCUUCCAGAAUGCUGCUUUGGGUAGUAUUGAAAUGAAGCAGUUUCUAAGCAACAGGCGGCGUGACCCUACCAUGAACUGGUUCGAGAGUUCAUUGGGUUGGGAGCAGGAGCUGGAGAGGACAGGUGCCACCGGCUGGAGGGUCAGCUCUGUCAAUGACCGCUUUGAGAUGUCCACCAGUCUGCCCAGAUUCAAUGUGGUUCCUCAGAGGGUCCUAGACACAGAGCUCAAGAAAACAUUUGCCCACUUCAAUGAGGGACGCAUCCCACGAUGGUGCUGGCGACAUCCACGCGGCAGCGACUUACUACGAAUGGCCAGCUUCCAAAAUAACAUCUACCAUGAGAAGGACGACAUCAGGAACCUGGAGUUGGUGCUCUUUGGCGGACAGCAGCUGUGUGUGAUUGUGGAUCUGGGAGAGGAAAUGCCGUCACCUGCAGAUAUCCAACUGGCUCACACGAGACUCCGGACUCUUUGUCUAGGCGACAUUUCAUCAUCUGUAUCGGUACCUGAUGACAAGUGGCUCUCCACACUUGAAAGCACUCGCUGGCUCGACUAUACCAGGUGCUGUCUGAGAAAAGCCGCAGAGGUCGCUUGUUUGCUCAGAGGAGGUCACAUGACUGUUGUUCUCCAAGGUUAGUCACACUGAUCAUUAACGGUCACCUGACCCGAAUCUGAACUUUGCACCCCACUAGCACACAAUGACUUGUGUGUCUUUACUGUUUACACACAUACAGCAAAAUCCAAUAUGUGCUGAAUAUCAGUGAGAAAAACAGAAAUUAAUAUAACCUUUGGCCUUUGAGUGUGCACUACUGUUCAAACGUGUUUUAAAGAGGCCAUAUUAUGCCCUUUUUCAAAGUCUAGAUUUUGUUUUUUGGGGUCUGCUAGAAUAGGUUUUCAUGUUUGAAUGUUCAAUAAACAUGAUUUUUCUCAUAUUUUACAGUGUUGCGGCACCUCUAUUCUGAGUCUGUCAGUAACGCUCUGUUUAGUUCCUGUCUCUAUG
Megalobrama amblycephala (Wuchang bream) is the source of this 1811-nucleotide messenger RNA. It is a transcript of the gene mtmr11, whose product is annotated as myotubularin related protein 11. The record is from RefSeq and is a predicted model, not a curated record. NCBI's taxonomy places the organism in Eukaryota, Metazoa, Chordata, Actinopteri, Cypriniformes, Xenocyprididae. The coding region runs from base 285 to 1448 and encodes 387 amino acids. The transcript has 12 exons.